UUUCCAUUUUCCUCGGAGUUGUGUAAAUGGCGGGGGAGCGAUGGAUAUUCACAAAAGAACAACUUUUGAAUACCCCCAGCCGAAAGAGUGGGAUAGAAAACGACAAAGAACUUAUCUAUAGGCAACAAGCUGCCAACCUUAUCCAGGAUAUGGGACAACGGCUUCAAGUUACUCAGCUAUGUAUCAACACCGCCAUCGUUUACAUGCACAGAUUUUAUAUGUUCCACUCAUUUCAAAAGUUCCAUCGCAAUGCAAUGGCAGCAGCAUGUUUGUUUUUAGCUGCCAAAGUAGAAGAACAACCUCGAAAAUUAGAGCAUGUUGUCAAAGUUUCCAAUAUAUGUCAGAAUAAAGAAACUCCUGACACUAAAAGUGAAGAAUAUUUAAAUGAAGCUCAUCAACUUGUGAUCAAUGAAAGCAUUCUAUUGCAAACUCUUGGUUUUGAUCUGACAGUAGACCAUCCACACACCAAUGUAGUGAAAACAUGUCAGCUUGUAAAAGCUACAAAAGAUCUUGCACAGACCUCAUAUUUCCUGGCAACAAACAGCCUCCAUCUGACCGCCAUGUGUCUUCAAUAUAAGCCUACUAUUGUAGCCUGUGUAUGUGUUCAUCUUGCCUGUAAAUGGUCAAAAUGGGAGAUUCCAAGUUCAUAUGAGGGUAAAGAAUGGUUCUGGUACAGUGAUCCAUCAGUGACAACCGAAUUAUUGGAAGAACUGACUCAAGAAUUUCUGAACAUUCUAGAUCAAUGUCCAAGCAAAUUAAAGAAAAAGAUACUCAUGUGGAGGUCUGGAAAAGAAAGAGAAAAGCUAAUGGACGAUGCAGAUUUAAAUCUACCACCAGAAAAAAAGGUGAAACUGGAGACUUCUACAUCGGGUUCAACUUCAUCUUCCAAAUCUCAUCCGUCAUCUCACCAUCACACAUCAACAAACCAUGAUCGGAAAAGUGAUAAUCACAAAUCAUCAACUGAACAACAUGCGACCAAAUCUGUAUCAGGGGAAAACACAAAUAAAAAUGCUAUCGAUAGCAAACCAAAAAGUCUUUCAGCAACAGUAGUCCCAACUUUAAAGGCAGAACCUCAAACUGAAGUCAAAAGUGAGCCAGAAGAGCCCACUGCCACGGCACAGUCUGCCGCAGCCUCAACAACAAUUACAACUUUUAAAGAGUAUAAAGAAAGAAAAGAAAAAGAGAGAUUAUUAGCAAUGAACAAACCUAAUGACCAAACCACUAAUGUUAGACAGGAGAAAGUGGAAACCAAAGAAAUUAAAGAAGAGGCUGAUGUAAAACAAACAAGUCGACAUUGGACUGACAAUGUGCAGAAACAGAAUGACAAACCUCAGGAUAGUCAAAAGAAUAGUGAUAGACAUGUUCUCGAAGUUAAACAUACUGUUGAUGUACAAAAAAGUGACAAACAUGUGUCAGACUCUCAGAAAUUGGAGGAAAGGCACAAACAUAGAGAAAAACAUACCCCUGAUGUGCAAAAACAUAGUGACAAACAUCAUCCUGAUGGUGAGAAACAUCGUAAAUCACAUAAACAUGAGAGAAAUAAGCAUGGUGAGAGACAUUCUCAUUCAAAACAUGCUGAAAAUAAACAUGCUUCAGAUAGUGAAUCAAGCAAACAUAUUGUGAAUCAUGAUAAUGCUUCAUCCUCUCAAGUAUCUAGCAAUGAGAUUGGUAAAAUUAGAAUAAAAACUGAUACUGGAGCAGUACCACAGGUGAAUGAAAUUGGUAAAAUUAGAAUUAAAACUGAUCCAGGAGGUUCACCCUUAGUUGUUAAACAAGAAGCUGAGAAAGUUCCUGGAUCAGAAACAAAAAUUCGAAUAAAAACAGAACCUGGUAUAUCACCCCGAUUAAAAGUAGAGUCAAGUUUAUCACCUCAUGUUAGAACAGAAACUGGUAUUUCUCCAACAGUUUCUAGAGAUGCUGCUUCUCCCUUGAAAAUGAAAAUAAAAAAUAUAUCAAAGGAGCAUCACAAAAGUACUCACCAGUCUGAACAGAAAGUGCCAAGUUUGAAAAUUUCUUCAAAGAUGCUGACAGAAUCUCGGCAUAGUGAACAUAAAUCUCACAGUGAACACAAGUCUCAUAAAUCAAAACAUUCAGACAAAGAACAUCGAAAAAGUCACACAGGGACCAAUGGGAAACCUGAACUUAAACUUCAUAUUAGUAUGUCUGCUAUAAAUAAACACAAAAGUGAUUCUGAAUCCAAAAAACAUCAUAAAUCAAGUCAUUCUGACAGAGGUUCUAGUGAUGAAAAAAGCUCAGGAAAAUCAGGACAUUCACACAAAAGUGGGAAAGAAUCUUCCCAUAGUUCAGGCAAUCGCAAAAGACAAAUGAGCCCUAAUUCUGAAGCUAGUUCCCAAAGCAAAACUAAAAUUUCUAAAGUAGAUUCAAAAGGAUUGACUCGUUCAUCUUCAAACUAUUCUAAUGUUAGUAUGGAAAUGUCCGAUUCAGCUUCAGUUGAUGGUAGUGUCAAUGGUGAUAAGAAAGGGGUGGCUCAAAAAGAAGUGCUAGACCAAAUACAAGCUAUGAACCAAGUUAUAGAUUUGAUCAAAUCAACCAAUCCUAUUCUAGCUAACAGUGUGCCUGGCACUCCAACAACACCAACAUUUCCUCAACCACCACUUCCUCCAUUAUCAACACAGCCACCACCACCCCCGCCACCGCCACCAGAUGUUCCGCCACCACCACCGCCACCAUUUCAACAACAAUUAUAUCAAACUUAUGCUUCAGCACAACCAUAUGGUAACCAGUAUAUACAGCCUCAGUAUGGAUAUCAACAGUCUCUAUUUGAUAUUGACUUUCUGUCAGAUGAAGCAAUGCCUCCACUGCCGUCAGAGCAACCUACCCGUCCCCCAACGCCUCCCUUAGGGCCUCCACACUUUUGAUCAUAGUUUAAUUUAGGUAUUUUGUUAAUUUGUACUUAUUUGAAUAUUUCAGGCAUUAUUAUCAAGUGCUAAUUUUAUUUAUUUCAUAUCAUAAUUGUUAAAAUUUGAGAAAGACUAUUAUAGCUCCUCUGAUAUAUUUUUUUCAGGUGUGUAUGUAAGUAAGUAUGGGAUGUGUGAUUUGAUAGUCUUAGAUUUAGUCAGCAUUAUGCUGUAAUGUCUGAGACAGUUUAAGAUGUUAACUAUAGUCAAUUUUGAGGAUAUAUAGAAUGCAGGUCAUCUCGAUUAAUUGAAAGCAUUUUUGUUGGGAAAUAUAAAUGCAGUCAUGAUUGUUUGCCAGUUGCUGAUUAUUAACAAGUUUUUGUCAUAUGAUAUCAGAUGUAAAGUCUAUUUGCAAAGAAGUUUCUCAAUUUAAAAACAACAAUCUUGCUCAUGGUUCUCAAUCAGAAAAAAAUUGUAGGAAUUGUAUAGCCAUUGCUUUGUCUGUCUCUCUGUCCAUCAGAAUCAAAAUGUUUUGAGAUGAUGGUCAAUUUCCUAUUGGAGCAAGAUGUUGCAACUUGGUACUCGCCCUACUACCACAACCAAAAUGUGGUUUAAUUUCUAAUUUCUCUUGUAGCAAUAAUUUUCUAGAGUUAUACCCCUUGAAUUAUACGAAAAAAUAAAACACAAAUAUUGCAUAUAGCAUUUAUCGGACUCCAUAAGCCAGACUCUAAACAAGUUAUACUGUCAUUCCCUAUUAAAGAAUAACCAGCAGAGCAGUUCAAUAUUCAUGUUUCCAACAAAUUUCUCGUCUGUGGCAACAGUCAUGUUCCAGUUUUUAGCAAAGUUUCUGGUUAUAAAUGGGUCUUCUUGAAAGCUUAAGUUUGUUUUAUAGUUUGACUUUACAACUUUUCAAAGUUACUUCCUACAGCUGUAUUGAGUAAGGUCUAGUAGCUCUAGUUCAAUUUCCACUGUUGCCAAAAUAUUUUUUUAGAGUUGUGCCCCUUGAAUUAUUUCACAACUUCAUUUGCUUUGAAGUGACAAUUUGUAUUUCAGAAACAUAACCACAAAAUGCUGGUCAUUCUUGAUUGUCACUAUAACUUCCAUUCAUCAUUAAUAUCUCAUAAAAACCAAAAACACUUUUAUUCCUUCCAUUAAAUCCUGGUAAAGUUUGAUUUUCACUGUUGCAAUGAAAAUCAAUCAUACCACAGCUUGGUCAGUCAGUAUGUGUAAAAUAUUAAUAUUUGGUUUCUUGUAUUACCUUGGAUAUGUCAAAAUGCAGAAGCCUAAAUGUAAAGAAAAACAUUGAAAGCUUAUGGCAAUAAACAAUGAUAAAAUUCAAAAUAUCACAAUGUGUUGUAAAUUCUCAUAAUUUGAGCAUCUUGGGCAGAGCAAGAGAUCUUUUAUGAGCCAGAGGCCUUUUAUGAGCCAGAGGCCUUUUAUGAGCCAGAGGCCUUUUAUGGUAAGUUAAGUAAAUGAAACUAUUUACUUUGACAAAAGUUAUAAUUUAUGUUUUAAAAAAUCUAUACAGAAAAUUACUAUAAAGUCUUGUUGAACUUAGUUUACACGAUACAUGAUGAUUUUGUUAUUCCAUCUGUCUGCUGCGGAGACUCAUUUCUUACCAUUCAAAAGUAACAUUGUAUUUUAUAUUGCCCGGUAUAAUAAAACAAAACCUAAAACUUUCUUUCUAAAAUAUGGUAUAGGCUUUUAAAAUUUGCAAAGAAUAUAUAACUUCAAAAAAAAUAUGUUUAUCAUAUAGACUACUAGUAAAUCUAAAUUGAAAAAAAAUGUAAAAAGUAGAUCAAUAAUGCUGAAACUUUAAUGGUUGGUAUUUAUCAGACUAUUUGUAAAUCUAAAUUUGAAAAAAGAAAUUGUUUAAAACGAUCAAUAAAGCUUAAAAAGUCCAUGGUUGGUAAUGGUUUCUGGUAUUGUGCAUACAUAGGGGUGUCUUGAUUGAUUUACUUUAUUUCAUAGUCCAACAACAUUUAACUGUGAUAUCAUAUUUGUGUUCAUUUAAUUUUGAUGUUGGUGUAGUUUGAUAAAUAAACAUUUAUUUUAUAGCUACAUCACAUUAUUUAUUUGUAUAUGAAGCAUUUGGGGUAAUAUUUAUAUUUUUAAUGCAACAAUACCAUUGUUAGGACUUCACAUCAAAGUAGAAGUUAGAAAUUUGAUUGCUAGUUUCAUAGAAUUGGAUAGUUUGUUUAUACUUAGCAGAAAAAAAACCAUUGAGGUUGACUCUAUAACAAAAAAACAGUUGAUUGUGAUAUUUUUCUGCUGAGGAUGAUUAAAUUGGAAAAUUUUUAGAAUUCAUUAGUGUAAGAACAUUGUA
Molecule: messenger RNA, 5184 nt
Organism: Mytilus trossulus (common blue mussel)
Lineage: Eukaryota; Metazoa; Mollusca; Bivalvia; Mytilida; Mytilidae
Product: cyclin-T1-like
Exons: 10
Coding region: 27-2879 (950 amino acids)
Biological process (GO): regulation of transcription by RNA polymerase II; positive regulation of DNA-templated transcription, elongation
Cellular component (GO): cyclin/CDK positive transcription elongation factor complex; nucleus
Molecular function (GO): cyclin-dependent protein serine/threonine kinase activator activity
Source: RefSeq, a predicted model, not a curated record